This is a messenger RNA of Sycon ciliatum, 8228 nucleotides long. RefSeq lists its product as uncharacterized. Bases 491 to 6268 code for a protein of 1925 amino acids. The transcript is spliced from 30 exons. The record is from RefSeq and is a predicted model, not a curated record. NCBI's taxonomy places the organism in Eukaryota, Metazoa, Porifera, Calcarea, Leucosolenida, Sycettidae. Gene Ontology annotation, molecular function: protein binding.
CGUUUCUACUCGAUCAGACCUUGUGAAUGGAUGAAGAUCGAGUGCUAGUACAGUACAUGUAUCGGCAGCGCUUGCUGGGCAUUGCCAAAAGCCUAGAUUCUGAUUUCGUGCAGAAGCCGGUGAUCCGUAGUGUGGUAAAUCGACCACUACCACUGUGCCACUGCACUGCCAGCCUCAAAGUUGCUUACUCGCUCUAGACGCAGAGUGCAGCUUGCUCCCAGCCCAGGUAUUUCAGCUUAGAUCGCGGAGCGUUCACACUCUGGUGGUGUUUGCGACGGACUCGUCCUGCUGCGCAGAUCUACACUGUCGCCAGCGUAGGCUGUAGUGCCGUGAUCGUGAGCUCAUCUCAGCCGCUUUCUUCUUGACCUGUUGUCAAGGUCUUCACCGAGCGAAGCAGGGCGCACAUCGGCAGAUACCCGCUCGGCGCUGGUCUGAUCUACCCGCACCGGUCGCAUUAUCGUGCCAAGAGCACAACGGAGCAGCGAAGAGAAUGGCGCAGCGGCCAUACCGCGACCCGCGCCCACCCGAGGGGGGCACAAAUAAUACUCGUGGCUACAUGUCAAAUCAAAGUUUCGCGGAAGUGAACAGGUCCAAUGGACUGUUUCCAGGUGCUCAGCCUGCAGUGGAACAGUCAUUUGAUGGUGCAGCGCUGCAACAUCCACAGUUGCAACAAUAUCAAGCGCAACAACUGGAGCAGCAGCAGCCGCAACUGCAACAGCAGCAGCAAUUGCAGCAGCAACAACAACUGCAACAGCAGCAGCUACAACAACUGCAGGCGGAGCAGCAGCAACAACAACUGCAACAGCAGCAGCAACAGCCGCGUGUACAGCAGUGGCUGCGGCAUCAGCAACAGCAGCAGCGACAAUACCAGCAACCAACGGAGCAAUACCAACGAGCUACCAACCAGUUUGCUGGACUAAACCAGGUUGCAUCUGCGAUGCCUGCAUACUGUACCGGCACUACUUCUAACAGCUCUGACGUCGCUGGCCUGCAGUACGCCCUGCCAGGCAUUGGCGCUACAUUUGGGCAGGACAAUGUGGGAAUGGCAAAGGAGGAUGCAAUGGAUUCGUGUGACAAGGGUUACUCUUCUGGACCAACGGCUACUCUUGCCACCAUUGCUGGUGACAGUGAGCUGGUGCCGAUAUCUAUGCAAUCCUUUGGCACGCAGGGCAACUUUAGACCACCCGAUGACACAGUCUUCAUAAACAGUCAGCCUCCCGGCCGCAACAAUGGUUCCAUGGUGCCUGCUGCCGUCUCGAAGUCACACACUGGAGUGGUAGCUACCAUGGAGACAGCUGUUUCACUGCCGAUAUACGAUCGGUCCUCUCUGGCUGGCCAACAACAGCAGCAACAACAACAACAACAACAACAGCAACAGGAACAGUUGCAGCAUCAGCAGCAACGGAAAUACCAAUACCAAUACCAAUGGAAUUCGCAUGGUGCAGGCCUGCACGAAUACCCCACACGAUCUGACAAUGAUAUUGAAGAUUUAUUUGGACGUAUGCCACCAGAUUCUGGAGAGGCAAGGCACAUGGCUAGUUCAAGACAAUGUGGGCCUUACAUCACGACUCCGGCAUUGCCGGCAGGUAAUGACGAUGGAAUUCACCCCUUGCCGGCGAUGGAAUUAAUCAACCCUACAGAAGUGCCUCGCAGUGCCCCCACCGCUGCUGCAUCUGUUGCUGCUGCUGCUGCUGCUGCAGCCAGUGCCCCACACGGACAUAGUGAAGAGGAAUUCCAAGAAGCUGAUGACGUGGCCGCAAGCAAAGCUACACCAUCCACUCAGUCGGAUAUCAAUGUCAAUGAACUGAUGGCCAGAUUUCUACAAAGCCUGAAGAAAAAUGAGGAGUUGGAAAAAGCACUUAAGUUGGAGAAGGAAGAGUCAGAGCACCAUCGUGUUGCGGCCCUGGAGACAGCUCGUCUUGCUGAAGAAAAUGCUCGCUUGAGCGCUAAGGAGAUUGCCCGCCUUGCUGAGGGGAAGCGUCUGGCAGAGCAAGAUAAGCAUAACCUCCAACAAGCUGUGAAUCGGAGAAAGGCCAAGCCAGUGCUGCUUGAUGCCAAAAGGUCAAAAUCAAGGCCAAGAGGCGCACGUUUGUCGUCAGGACCGAGCGUUAAGCCAAUUGAAAGAGCGGAGUCCAAGAAUACACUCCAUGAACUGUUACUCCAUGGAAUGGGACACGAAAUUCCGAGACCACUGCUGUCAGUGCCUGUCUCGACCACCACACAAGCAGAGGUAACGAGUGACGAAGCUACUCAAACCUCGGCUGGAGUCAGCAGUUUCAUUGGUAGAAUCAUCAAGCCCGAAGAAAUUGAGCAUGUUACCCUCACGCCAGGCAAAGACAGAUUCAAUCGACAAUUCUAUGUGAACGCACACUUCCAAGGGUUUAUCCCAGACUGUGUGUCGCAAGGUCAUGUCCUUUACUUUCAACUGACGUCCACAAGGCGCACUGUGAGGAGUCAAGCAGCAGAGUUUUCCAGGCACACUCACAUUCUCACAGCACUAGUGCCAAGCAUACCAAAGGAUGACAUUGGCCGUAAUGAGGAAGUGUUUGAAGUCACACUGGUUUGUCGAAUGGUUCGCAAAUCAUGUCCGGCCAUUGGCCACAUCACGCUCAAUACGGAGGACCAACAGGCAGGCCCUGGGUCGAAAAGCUCAGUUCCCACACGAGAUCCGAACACUGCAACCAGUGGAGUAGGCACACGUGGAAGUGGUGCGUCACCAGGGGCAAGGAACGCAUCAUCCUGCUUCGGCGCCCUGCCCGGUGGAAUGCAUGCUGGAAUAUCUCAAUGCAACAUGGCCGUUGCUACAGGAGCUGAUAUCAAUGUGAGCAACCAUGGCGGUGAUGACAAUAACGAUGGGAGCAGCUCGUCAGAUUGUGAUCCAACAUGCCAUCAGUGUGUUGCCACGGUUCCCGUCGUGAUCCCGGUCCAAGGUGGGAUGACAAGUUCAUCAUCUUCGGCUGAAACUGACUCCGAUGACAAUGUGUGCAGAUUAACAGGUGGAUACGCAGUCAGCAAGCCCUGUGGCGUGCAAGCUUUGGGAAAGGAGCUAAUGCAGCACUGCAUUCCAGACAACUACAAAGUGCUUGGCACGGCUGAGCAGAUCACACACCUCUUCCAAACACUGAUCAAUGAGGAAGAUUGCACAGUUGUGGUGAGAAAAAAGCAUGAUGCAAAGGAGGAGUCAACCUUGACGAAUGCAAGCCAACUGGAGGAUUCUACCCAAUCCACUUCCUCCACUGCAAGCCAGUCCAUUCUGGAUUCGUGUUCUCAAUCCCUCUGCACUACCAGCAAUGUGGAGCACUGUUACCUGCCGGUUUCUAGAACGAAAUCAUCGCUGGAUGAUAUCACCUUCAACCAUGACAAGGAGGAUAGGCGACAUGCAGGUGAAGGUAUCACUGCAGCUAGCUCAAACCCAUUUGAGCCUAGUGACCCAGGUGCAGUACACCCCUUCAUUGUCCUUACCAGUAUAUCAACAAGAAAAAGAGUCGAUGGUCACCUUCGUGUUCACAAAGUUGCAUGCAGUGGGCAAAUAACACUGGUCAAGUUUCUACUAGAUCUCCAACCCGACAUGAUCUUUGUGAAGGGCAGGAACGGUGACCUUCCUGUACAUUGCGCUGCCGGGAAUGGACAUCUGGAAGUAGUCAAGUAUCUACUACUAGAUCUCCAACCCGACACGAUCUCUGUAAAGAACGAUGUACAUGUUGGUCACCUUCGUGUUCACAAAGUUGCCUGCAAAGGUCAGUUGGAAGUCGUCAAGUAUCUACCAGAUCUCCAACCCGACAUGAUCUCUGUGAAGGGCAGGAAUGGUGACCUUCCUGUACUUUGCGCUGCUAAGAAUGGGCAUCUGGAAGUAGUCAAGUAUCUACUAGAUUUCCAACCUGACACAAUCUCUCUAAAGGACGAGAACGGUAGAACACCUGUACAUUGCGCUGCUCGGAAAGGACAUCUGGAAGUAGUCAAGCAUCUACUAGAUCUCCAACCCGACAUGAUCUCUGUGAAGGGCAGGAACGGUGGCACUCCUGUACAUUGUGCUGCCGGGAAAGGACAUCUGGAAGUAGUCAAGUAUCUACUAGAUCUCCAACCCGACAUGAUCUCUGUGAAGGGCAGGAACGGUGGCACUCCUGUUCAUUGCGCUGCCGGGAAUGGACAUCUGGAAGUCGUCGAGUAUCUACUAGAUCUCCAACCCCACAUGAUCUCUGUGAAGGGCAGGAACGGUGACCUUCCUGUACAUUGCGCUGCCGGGAAUGGACAUCUGGAAGUAGUCAAGUAUCUACUACUAGAUCUCCAACCCGACACUAUCUCUGUAAAGAACGAUGUACAUAAAUCUCGCAAGCAACCCAAAGUGCUCGGGCAGGCAGAGGAAAUAUUGGCACAACUGCAUGACAACAUCCAAGAGCCAUUCUCAACAAGUCGGGAGUUCUCUCGACAGCUUUGUGCUGCUAGCCACGUAGAGUAUGAUGACGAUGAAGACAGCAUCAACACCGCACAAAUCCGUCGAUAUCGCAAGAUCCUCAAUGCGUAUGGUCUGAUUGUUUCUUUCUCAUCACCUGAGCUGGACGACAUCAUUGUUAACCGACCCAACUGGUUGCUCUCCAAGGUCAUUGGUCUGAUAUUUGCACCACCUGGGCUUGACGAUGAAGUUAUGCUCCACUUCAAAGAUGGUGUUGCAAAGGUCCAGGAAGUCCUUGACAAGCUUAACAGCUGCGAGGAAGCAGAAGGGCAAGGCCCUCUGCUGCUGCAGAUGGUAAUACAACUAGGUGUGUUGCUGCAGGAGAAAGAAAGGAUCCUGGCACCCAGCCGUCUUCCGACCGCUGACAACUGCCUCGGCCCACUGGCCAAGAAAGAUUCAUCACCUCGGUCGGCGUGCGCAGGAGUCUCUUUCACGACUCAGCACUGCUUCUCCACUGCUCUAGUUAUCAGGCUGCAGACAGAGCUGUACGCCUAUUUCCACGAGCUUCACGGCAUUCCUGCUGAGCUCUGGAAGAAUCUGGUGGUAGUGACUCCAGUCCAUUCUACAGCCCGUGGUUGCAUCUCCGUCACGGACAGCCUGCGCCAAGCUGUCGCUGUUGUCCAUGCGCCCGUUGAAGAUACGCUAGAUGGCUAUUGUCUGCUGGCUCUGUUGCGCAAGGUGUUUGAUAGGCUUGCUGCACAGUAUAGCCCGGGCACUAAUUACUCCACGAGCAUCCUCAGCUCUGUUUCCAUUCGUCAGCACCUUCGCGAGCCAAGCGACAAGUUUGAUUUCGCUGUGUACGAUGCAGAGCAAGUCCGAGCGUCCGUAGCGACACAGGAUAUUCUCUCAACUACCUACAGUUACGAUGAUCAUGCCCCGCUUCUUCUCGAAUGGCCGGUCAACCAUGCUUCACUGCUCUCUGCAAAGUCCUUUGAGUCCGUCCGAGAAAGCCUUGGUGAGUCCGACCUGCCUGCACUAGCCACCUGCCUGGGCCUUACAUCAUCAUCUUCAUCACGUGGGCACAGUAAUCAUCUACGCGCUGCAGCAGCAUUGGUCCACAGCUGGGCAGUUACCGACUACCAUCACACCUCGACCAAGCUCCACCAGCUGCUAGUGAAAUCACCGAACGCCAAGCGCUUUGCAAAGGUCUGCAAGGUGCUACGGCAGCAUGAAGAUCUGCUGGCCACCGAUUUCCCGGACAUAUUCCGGAAGCGUCGGGUGCAAGCCGACCAGCCGGUCUCCGCCGGAGCUACUGCCACCGCUGUUCAAUCAGAUUCGGCAGAGAGCGUUUCUUCUGGCAGCCAGUCACACUCUGAUCAAGCCAGUCAGUCCACUGCUGCUCGCCAAGAUGAUGCUGGCCAUGCUGAGCAUCACGCUGCUGAUGGCAGCUGUGGAAUUUUCCUAUCCACUUCACCACUCCAUGCCAUGUGGUCAACGGACGAACGCAUUGCAAACCUGUAUCAGGAGGAUGAAGCGGAGCUCUCUGAAGAAACAGAGACGUUCUUGAAGAACCCAUUCAAGCACGCCAUCUUCAUUGCUGAUAUCCACAUCUGGCUGCAAUCACUAGGUGCUGCUGGCCUACGUGGCAAAGCGCAGAAGCACGGCUUCUUUACGGAUCUUUCUCCGAUCAACAAGCUUAUGAUCACUGAGCAGUACCGUGGUAAGGAAGCCCACAACUGUGAGCUGCUGGAUAUCAUCAUGGCACAGGAACGUGAUGGCUACAUCAAGCUGUGCAACAUCGUCAAGGGUUAUGGACAACAGUACACAACACGGCUUGAGCAGAUGAACAGUUUGCUGACGGAGAGUGAUCGAGUCUAAUCAGGUUACAGGUGUCUACACUCUCUAACCAGGUUAUCGUUUCAUGGUCACUGACGCCAGAGUCGGAACAGUGUCUGAUGUCUUCCAUUAUCAAUCCGUAGUAAUGCUGGCUAGAAAUUGGCCAUUGUGGCAAUUUGUUGUUUACUACUUCACUUGCAUAUGCCAUGCAUGUAUGCAUACAAAUCCUUCACUUGUUUGCCUCAGUAUUGAAGAGCACUAUGGAUUUGUGUUUGUGUUCACUAUGGCCUUCACUCGUCUUUUUUAAGUUGUUUUAUGAAUGUAUGUAUGUGUGUGAGUGUUUGUUUGUGUGUUUGUAUAUGUGUGUGUGUGUGUGUGUGUGUGUGUGUGUGUGUGCGCGAGUGUGUGUGUUUGUUUGUGCAUGUACACUUCUUGCCGCCUGCAAAAUUUGCCUAGCUAUUUUUGUAGCACAAAGUGCUUGUGUGUUAUGGUAUGGUAUGGUAUGGUAUUGAUUUAUUUGAAUUCGGUAUCUCAACAGUACAUUGUACAACUUGGGAAGAUCCGAAUGACAUAGAUACAUAAACAUAAAAGUGGAGUAGGUGCUACAGCUGAUCAUUUUAUCGCAGAUUGUGGGACUAAACUAAUACCAGUAUGCAAGUACACAAGAAAUAAAAGCUGAAUAAAUACGACUGCAUGACAUUGGAGAAAAGCACCAAUUAGAGCAAAACAAAGCGACACAUCACUCAUCGAAAACAUUUUCAAAAAGGAGCUUAUGCCAUUUCACUUGCUAUUCUUCGUCAUCAAUGAUGUCCAUGUGUGUUUUUGCCCUUACGUUCCCGUUCGGCUUGCUUUCUACAACGGAACAGAACACACUGUCAUGGUUGUUUGCAUGUUGAACAGUUCGACUCGUUUUUAUCCAUCAUUUCUGAUCACAACAUGCUUUGUGGAUUUCACUGCAGCUUCACUUGCUAGUCUCCAUCAUUGCCUCAUGGAAAUGUAUGUGUACGUGUGUGCAUUGCGAUGUCACUUGUUUUUUACUUUUAUUUUUACAUGACGCAAUUAUUAUGUUUGUGAACUACUCCACUGCAGUUUCGCUUGUUAUUCUUCUCAUCAUUACAACACAGAAUUUGUUUGUGUUACCCACGGCUUCCCUCUUUUUUACCCAUCAUUCCAGACCCCAGUGAGCUUUUUGUCAUUGUUAUUCCAUUGCCGGCCUACAUCACUACCGACCUUUAAUAUGAUUGCGUGUGUGUGUGUGCAGUGAUGUCUUCAUUCGUUUUCUGUGGCAGUUACACAACAUGUGUUUGUGUACACUGCUGUUUCGCUUGUAUCAUUUCUUAUCACUACAGCACAGAAUACGUGUGUGGGUGGGUGUGUGGACUGAUCAUGCACUUCAUUACUUUUACCCAUGAUGUGAGAUCACAGUGUGGUCUUUGUGCCGCUCAUCACUGUUUUCCUUGCUGUUUUCGUUGCUUUUUCACUGCCAGCUGUUUUUGUUGCUUUUUCAAUGCCAGCUGUUUUCGUUGCUGUUGUGUUGCCAGCUGUUUUCGCUGCCGUUGCCUUUCGCUUGCUAUUCUACAUGGUUGGAGUCGGCAAUGUAUUUUCAUGCUCUGCUGUUUUCUUACUUUGUUUUCUGUGGCUGUAAGGAACACACUUUGUCGGAACAGCAAUUUACUUUGCAUGCCUUCUUUUCUAAUUACAGCACAGAAUGUGUGUGUGUGUGUGUGUCUGUGUGUCUGCACUGAUCUUGCACUUGUUUUCCUUAUCAUUGCACUUAACAUGAUGCGUUUACACUUUACCAUGGUCUACACAAUGUACCACUGCUGCAAUUGCCUUGCCGGAUCAUUACGUCAUUACGUCAUUACGUCAUUACGGUACACAAGUUGUUGUACGGUGCAGUGCACUCUCGCUAUUUUCAUCAUCAUUAUUCGGAAGUCUUGUUUUUGUUAUCCAUACGGAGACCCGACCUUCACAGUGUGCCUGUGUGCUGUCUGCUGCUCAA